Messenger RNA from Paramecium tetraurelia, 1307 nucleotides. RefSeq lists its product as uncharacterized. Lineage: Eukaryota; Ciliophora; Oligohymenophorea; Peniculida; Parameciidae. Gene Ontology annotation, molecular function: phosphoglycerate kinase activity; ATP binding; ADP binding. The transcript is spliced from 3 exons. Gene Ontology annotation, biological process: gluconeogenesis; glycolytic process. Gene Ontology annotation, cellular component: cytosol. The record is from RefSeq and is a predicted model, not a curated record.
AUGUUAAGUUCUAAGGCAGGAAUAGAUCAUGUGUUACGUUAGUUCACCAACAAGAGAGUUUUAAUCAGAGUUGAUUUCAAUGUGCCCAUCAAGGAAGGCAAAGUGAAGAAUGCCACAAGAAUCCAAGGAGCUAUCCCUACUUUGAAAAAGAUUCUAGAAUAGAAUCCCAAGAAUGUGACUUUGAUGUCUCAUAUGGGUAGACCAGACGGAAAAAGAGUUGAAAAGGAUUCACUUAAGAUAGUGGUUCCUAAACUAGAGGAAUUGUUGGGCACUAAGAUUAAUUUUGUUAAUGAUUGUGUUGGAUCAGAGGCAGUUGAAGCCUCAAAUGCUGGAAAUGGAUAGAUCAAUUUAUUAGAAAAUCUUAGAUUCCACAUUCAAGAAGAAGGAAAAGGUCUUGAUGCCAAUGGAGCCAAGAUCAAGGCUGACAAAGAGAGUGUUAAGAAAUUUAGAAAGGAAUUAUCAUCUUUGGGAGACAUUUAUGUUAAUGAUGCAUUUGGUACAGCACAUAGAGCUCACUCAUCCAUGGUUGGAAUUGAUCACAAAGUGAGAGUUGCUGGUUAUUUGAUGAAGAAGGAACUUGAUUAUUUUGCUAGAGCCUUAGAAACACCAUAAAGACCAUUCCUUGUUAUCUUAGGAGGGGCUAAAGUAGCUGACAAAAUUCAAUUGAUUAAAUCUAUGCUUGAUAAAGUAGACGAAAUGAUCAUUGGUGGAGGUAUGGCCUUUACAUUCCUUAAAAAAAUACACAAUGUUCCCAUUGGAAAAUCACUCUUUGAUGAAGAAGGAUAUAAAAUUGUUGAUGAAACUCUUGCUAAAGCUAAAGAGAAGAAUGUUAAGAUUCAUCUUCCAACUGAUUUCGUAUGUGGAACUGGAUUGGAUGCCUCAAGCCCAGUUGCUUUACAUGAUCUUAAAUCAGGAAUUCCAGAUGGAUGGUUGGGUUUAGAUGCUGGACAAUUGACAUAAAGAGAAAAUGCUGAAGCUAUUGGCAGAGCUAAAACAAUUGUUUGGAAUGGACCUUAAGGUGCUUUUGAAAUUGAAUAAUUCAAGAAUGGAUCAGUUAGUAUGUUGAAUGCCUUAGUGAAAUAAACAUAGAGUGGAGCUACUACAAUUGUUGGUGGUGGAGACACAGUUAAUCUUGUUGGUGCUAAUAAGGCAAAUGAUAAACUCAGUCAUGUUUCUACAGGCGGUGGUGCUUCUUUGGAAUUGUUGGAAGGUAAGAUCUUGCCAGGUGUAGAAUAUCUUACAAAUAUUAAAGAUUUAUGAUCAUAAAAUUAUAUACAUCCAAAGUUAUUAUUAACAAUUUAUAUCGU